GAUGAAUUGAUUCACCAACGCAAAAUCUCUAUUGGAACCAAAAGGAAAAAGGAAAAGGGAAAAAAAAACCUAUUUUCUAAGGGGAAAAAGAACAAUACUUCCUCUUUGUUUUUCGUUUAUUUUUUUUAUUCUUAUCCUUUCCUUCUUGAUCCAAUGGGAAAGCAAAAUCUAACAAUGGUUAAGAUUCAAUAAUUAAAAUCCAGAUUUCAAUAAUAUCUAAGUAUGAUUCUUAAAAGUCCAAUGCAUUGGAUAUCUUUGUUAGAGGAACCAACAAAGAAAGGGAGAGUUUAAAAGAAAACCCAGAUCAAGAAAUCAAAGCUUGAAUCAGGAGGCAAAGAAGAAGAAAAGGGUUGGAUCUGAUGGUGGUUGGGGUUGGAUUGGGUGUGAAGAGGAUUAUUAAAGAGAAAGACUGUGAAGUAGCAGCAGCUGGUUUUGAUAACAUUAAGAAAGACGAUGUGUUUUUGGAUAGAGUAGAGAAGAAUUGUUUAUAUGUGGUGAGGCUGCAUAGAGAAGGAUGCAGCUUCACAUCUCGCCUAGCAUGAGAAGCAUAACGAUAUCAAGCAACAAUGGGUUUACUGACUUAAUGAAGAUCAAAGUGGCAGCUAGACAUAUUUCAUAUAGGACCCUUUUCCAUACCAUUCUCAUCGUCGCAUUCUUGUUGCCUUUUGUCUUCAUUCUUACUGCUCUUGUUACCCUUGAAGGUGCCAACAAGUGCUCCUCAUUUGAUUGUUUUGGUAGGCGGUUCGGACCGAGGUUUCUAGGGAGAGUUGAUGAUUCAGGAAAACUAGUUAGGGACUUUUAUAAGAUCUUCAAUCAAGUAAUCACUGAGGAAAUCCCUGAUGGUCUAAAGCUUCCAGAUUCAUUUAGUCAACUUGUUGCUGAACUGAAGAACAACCAGUACGAUGCAAAGACCUUUGCAUUCUCGUUAAGAGCAAUGAUGGAGAAACUUGAAAGGGAAAUUAGGGAAUCUAAAGUUUCAGAGCUGAUGAAUAGGCACUUUGCUGCAAGUUCUAUUCCAAAAGGCAUCCAUUGUUUUUCUUUGCGUUUAACUGAUGAAUACUCUUCCAAUGCUUAUGCGCGCAGACAACUACCUUCUCCUGAGCUCCUCCCUGUGCUUUCUAACAACUCUUACCAUCACUUUGUCUUGUCUACGGACAACAUACUAGCUGCAUCGGUAGUUGUUACUUCUGUUGUCCGGUCAUCACUAGAACCUGAAAAGGUCGUCUUCCAUGUCAUCACUGACAAGAAAACUUAUGCGGGUAUGCAUUCUUGGUUUGCACUAAAUCCCGUAGCAUCUAUCAUAGUUGAAGUGAAAGGCAUUCACCAGUUUGAUUGGUUAACUAGAGAGAAUGUUCCAGUGCUUGAAGCUAUAGAGAGCCAUCAUGACUUCAGAAAUUACUAUCAUGGCAAUCAUAUUGCAGGGGCAAAUCUCUCUAAUACUACUCCUCAAUCAUUCGCUUCAAAAUUGCAGGCUAGAAGUCCAAAGUACAUAUCCUUACUCAACCAUCUUAGGAUAUAUUUACCUGAGCUCUUUCCAGACCUUGACAAAGUAGUUUUUUUAGAUGACGAUGUUGUGAUUCAGCGUGAUUUGUCUCCACUUUGGGAGAUUGAUCUACAAGGAAAGGUUAAUGGAGCUAUAGAAACCUGUAAAGGUGAAGACGAGUGGGUGAUGUCAAAAUAUUUCAAAAACUACUUCAAUUUUUCUCAUCCCCUUAUAGCUAAGCAUUUGGAUCCUGAUGAAUGUGCAUGGGCUUAUGGAAUGAAUAUAUUUGAUCUACGUGCUUGGAGAAAAACAAAUAUAAGAGAAACAUAUCAUUUCUGGCUGAAAGAGAACCUGAAGUCAAACUUGACCAUGUGGAAACUUGGAACUCUACCUCCUGCUUUGAUUGCAUUUAAAGGCCGUGUUCAUCCAAUUGACCCAUCAUGGCAUAUGCUUGGCUUGGGGUAUCAGCGUAAGACCAACAUCGAGAAUGUCAAAAGAGCUGCAGUUAUUCAUUACAAUGGCCAGUCAAAACCGUGGUUGGAGAUUGGCUUUGACCAUCUUCGGCCGUUUUGGACCAAGUAUGUCAACUACUCCAAUGAUUUUGUUAGGAAUUGCCACAUUUUGGAAUCGUAGUUAAAAGCGACCAGAGGACUUUAAGAAAAACGAUAGACUUAGAAGAGAUGCUGGCAAGCCGAGUGUCGUAAGUUUUAUUGCAGCCUGAAAGUUCUCUCGAGGUUUAUUUAAGAAGGUGAGAUUAAAAAUUGACCAAGAAGGUGAUGACUUUUUACAACAGGAUUUACCCUCAUCAAUCUUAGAACUUUUUUUAGGAAGGACUUGCAUUAUUAGCUUGGGUACGAAAUUCGUUCUAUCAGUUCAUAACAUAGCAAGCAAUGUUUUGUUUUUUUGGAGCCGGAAAAGGAUUCUGAUGUUACUCUUCCUGCAAAGUUAUUGGCUUAAUGCAUAUGUCGGAAUAAGGUGCAAAAUACACAAAGAUUAUAGAAUGCUUCCACUGAUUCGUUGAUGUGGAAAGAGAAUGGCUUAGGCAAGUUAUUUGGCGAGGCAGGCUCCCACUGUCCCACAUCAUCCUAGACUAUUUUUCCCUUCCAUAUCUAAAAAAAAAAAAAAAAUCUUUUAUUGGUUUCAUUUUUUUUUCUAAGCUUUGAUUUUAAAUAUCUUGUUGAUUUUAGAAUUAGAUCAUAGAGAAUUCUUUAUUACAGCGCUCCCAUGAGCUGGGGUUUGUUUUUAGGUUAUUUAUAUGUAUAUAGUUCAGGAGAAAUGUCUACAACGUUGUGCAUAAAAAUUCUUUUCUUGUUCUUUUCCA
Gossypium raimondii (Peruvian cotton) is the source of this 2804-nucleotide messenger RNA. RefSeq names its product probable galacturonosyltransferase 13. Gene Ontology annotation, molecular function: polygalacturonate 4-alpha-galacturonosyltransferase activity. The record is from RefSeq and is a predicted model, not a curated record. The transcript has 6 exons. Bases 515 to 2116 code for a protein of 533 amino acids. Lineage: Eukaryota; Viridiplantae; Streptophyta; Magnoliopsida; Malvales; Malvaceae.